This is a messenger RNA of Rubroshorea leprosula, 2342 nucleotides long. The record is from the annotation of a GenBank genome assembly. Lineage: Eukaryota; Viridiplantae; Streptophyta; Magnoliopsida; Malvales; Dipterocarpaceae.
CUUCAUUUCUGUAUGAAAAAAAAUUCAUUCUUUGGAUCUUACACAGCAUUGCAUUACUUUACAAUUUUUUUUUUUUUUAACGAAAGUUAGUAGCUUGGUAUCAGUAGAUGGAGGGGUGAGAGCUUUUCAACAGGUUCUUGGUGAAAUUUGGGUCAUGGAUGAUGUGGGUCUGGUUUCUUUUUGAUUAUUGAGCUUUUGACUCUGCAAAGUGGCUCACUGUCUUCUAAGCACCCUUUGCCAUUUUUACUAGAUAAAAGAUGGAUCCUACCCGGGUUAAUUCGGCAGCUCAUUGCUCUGGUACAACACCAUCAGAAGAAUCGGCUUUGGAUUUUGAUAGAAGCUGUUGCAGUCAUUCUCAUCUGCCUUCACUUAGUCCACCAACACUUCAGCCUUUUGCUCCAUCUGGACAACACUGUGAGUGCAGUGCGCCUUACUUCUCAUGGCCCACCUCCAGCAGAUUAAAUGAUGCUGCUGAAGAAAGGGCAAACUAUUUUGCUAAUCUACAGAAAGGAGUGCCACCUACUAUUGGUCAGUUGCCAAAAUCGCAACAAGCAACAACAUUACUCGAGCUCAUGACUAUAAGAGCAUUUCACAGCAAGAUCCUCCGAUGUUACAGUCUUGGUACAGCAAUUGGAUUUCGUAUUAGAAAAGGUGUGCUCACUGACAUACCAGCUAUCCUUGUUUUUGUCUCCAGGAAAGUUGACAAAAAGUGGCUCAGCCCAAUACAACGUCUACCUACUGCUCUGGAGGGACCUGGUGGUGUAUGGUGUGAUGUGGAUGUGUUGGAGUUCUCAUAUUUUGGUGCACCUGAGCCAACACCCAAAGAACAGUUUUACACAGACAUUGUGGAUGAUUUACGUGGGGGUGAUCCAUAUAUUGGUUCUGGUUCACAGGUAGCUAACCAGGAGACCUAUGGAACUCUGGGUGCCAUUGUGAAGAGUCAAAGUGGCAGUAGACAAGUUGGUUUUCUCACAAACCGUCAUGUAGCAGUUAACUUAGAUUACCCCAGUCAGAAAAUGUUUCAUCCUCUUCCUCCAACACUGGGUCCUGGUGUAUAUCUUGGUGCGGUUGAGAGAGCCACUUCAUUCAUCACAGAUGACCUUUGGUAUGGCAUUUUUGCUGGCAUAAACCCAGAGACAUUUGUGAGAGCAGAUGGGGCAUUCAUCCCUUUUGCUGAUGAUUUUGAUAUGUCCACUGUUACUACAUCUGUGAAAGGUGUGGGAGAGAUAGGUGAUGUAAAGGUUAUAGACUUGCAGUGUUCGAUUGGUAGCCUUAUCGGGAAGCAAGUGAUGAAGGUUGGAAGAAGUUCUGGCUUGACCACAGGAACGGUGUUGGCCUAUGCCCUUGAAUACAAUGAUGAGAAAGGUAUCUGCUUUUUAACUGAUUUUCUCGUUGUUGGUGAGAAUCAGCUGAGUUUUGACCUUGAAGGAGACAGUGGAAGCCUCAUCAUGAUGAAGAGUGAGAAUGGUGGGAAGCCACAACCCAUUGGAAUCAUAUGGGGUGGAACUGCCAAUCGGGGCAGACUUAAACUAAAAGUCGGCCAGCCUCCUGUAAAUUGGACCAGUGGAGUUGAUCUUGGGCGCCUUCUGAACCUCCUUCAGCUUGAUCUCAUCACAACUGAUGAAGGGCUCGAAGGGCUCAAAGCAGCAGUGCAAGAACAAAAAGCAGCCUCAGCAACAGCAAUUGGCUGCGUUGUGGGGGGCUCCUCACCCCCUGAGACAGUUCGGAAGGAUAAAAGUGAAAACAAAUAUGAGCCUCUGGGUCUUCAAAUUCAGCACAUUCCACUAGAAGUCGAACGCUGCAGUGCAGAAAUGAAUCCGUCAAUACUAGAAUCUGAGUUUCAUUUGGAAAAUGAGGCAAAGGCAGGUCCAAGUGUGGAGCAUCAAUUCAUUCCAAGUUUCAUGGAACGGUCACCUUUGCAUAAAGGCUUUAAGGUGGUCUCUCAUGAUCUUGCUUCAUUAAGAAAUGGUUGUGAUGAAGAUUUCUGUGUUUCAUUGUAUUUGGGUGAUAAUGAAGCCAAGAGGAGGCGUUCUGAUGCCUCAACAAGUACAGAACCAAAGUGAAAAGGGUGUAACUGUAGUGCUGGAAACUGAAGGGUGUUGUAACUGGAACCGGGGUAUUGUUCUGUCUAAUGCAGGUGUUGUUACUCCUAAUAAUGUAGGGAAUUAAUUAUACAAAUUUGAAAAGUCGGAGGGUUAUAUUGAAUUUUGAUUAUGAAUACAAGGACAUUGUUAUAUGUAACUAAAAAUGAUUUUCUCCUUCUUGUAAAAUAAAAAAUAAACAAGGAGAACAAGAAAUGUGAAAUGGAAAGACAAAAGGCAAAGAGACCAGGGGAUUUUAUU